AAAUUGAACAGCACGACACUGCAGCUAUAUCAAGAGCACAUAUAUUGACCCCAACAUAGGGUUUUGCUAUAUCCAGUUAGUACUGAACUACAACCAUAUUGACGAAACAGCUAUAAUCACGAUGGUGACGUCGGUACUGAUGUUUGUAUGGACCAACUGGGUGUCAAGUCUGAUGACAGUGACAUUGUUGACCUUAAUAACAAUAAAGUACCUAGAUUCAAGAAGGUGGAAGUUGCCACCAGGACCAUUUGCUUGGCCAGUGAUAGGAAAUGCUUCAAUCUUCAAAGCUACUCCCGAAGACAACAGUGGUGCGAAACGAGUUUUGGCAUUGACAAAGAAAUACUCGAGUGACAUUGUCUCAAUUAAACUUGGAACGCAGCAGGCAGUGGUAAUGCACAACAUAAACGAUGUUAAAGAAGCGUAUGCAAAAGAAAUAUUCAACGAUAGACCCGACGGAGUGAGAUUGGGAUUCAAAGGAAUUCUUGGUAACGAUGGGCAACAAUGGAAAGAACAGCGACGUUUCGCUUUGCACACGCUUCGAGAUUUUGGACUUGGAAAAAAUAGAAUGGAAGCCGUUAUCCAAUCGGAACUCGACUAUUUCGUUACCGAGAUCUCACGUCACAAUGGCGAUCCCUUCGAUCCGACAGAUCUUGUCAGUAACGUAACGGCAAAUAUCAUCAGCUAUCUGGUAUUUGGGCACAGGUUUGAAUAUGAUGAUGCAGAAUUCCAAGAAAUGAUACAAAUGGUGUGUCAGUUGUUUCAAUACGGAAGGAAAGUUUUCUUAGGAAACAUGGUACCGUUGAUAAAAUUAUUUCCGUAUUAUACCCAGGGGAAAGCUAAACUUGACCAGUCACUGGAUAGACUAUUCAAUGGUAUAUACAAACCUGAGUUUGAACAGCACUUAAAGGAAUAUGACCCAAACAACAUAGAGGAUUAUGUAUCAGCUUUCAUUAAAGAAAUGAAACAACAUGAAAAUUCAACAGAACAACAUUGGUUCACGGAGGAGCAGUUGUUAUAUAACAUCGGAGAUCUUUUUCAAGCUGGCACCGACACAACAGCAGG
Messenger RNA from Owenia fusiformis, 1062 nucleotides. The record is from the annotation of a GenBank genome assembly. Lineage: Eukaryota; Metazoa; Annelida; Polychaeta; Sabellida; Oweniidae.